AUGUGGCCAACAUCCACAUCAAGGUUAGAAAGAACAGAUUGGUGGGACAAGCAACUGAAAAGCGUCCGGUUACUUGAAAGAGUCAAGACGAGAUACAGAUCCCAGUACAAUGCCAAUGCAACUAUUGGAAAUCGGGCUUUUAGAACGUUUUUUGCCGACAAGAAGCCAAGGAUAGAUGUAAAGGACGGAGUCUACAAUAAUGUGAAGCAACCAAACACGAAUGACUCUUUUUGUGAUGAUACCAGCUACUUCUUUCGGAAUUCGUCCAGGGUGUCUCUUCCGUCGCGAGCCACAAAUGCUGAUUCUGCCAAGUCUAGCAAAUCAAGAAUAACAGUGGAUUCCGAACUUCUAAUUAUUGGAAAGAAAGUGAUUCGCAUCUCAGGUAUCUGUAAAGGUAUGUGCGUACCGUCGAUCGUGGCACAAUUGAGUGGAGGAGGUUUGGAGAAGAUCAUUUACCAUGAAAAAGAGAACUGGCUCGAGGUAUACUUUCUCUCAACCGUCCGCGCCACCCAAUUUUUGAAUUAUUCUAGAGAUACCGGCCUAUUUGUAGUCAAUGGCAUGCCGUUGGUGGUAGAAUGGAGCACCUCCUUGGAGGCAAGAACAUGUGAAUCUACACCACUCCCCAACCACAUGAUCGAAGAGAUUGAACUGUCAAAGGCUUCGAGAGUGCUAAUCUUAUCCAAGACUAUUCCUGGAAAAAGUGAAGAGACAAGUUCCAAAAGGGUUUAUCCCAAUCCUCGAGCCAACUUCUCAGAAGAAUUUGGCAUUGAGGCCGUAAAGUGGGACUUUAUAGCCUUUGGAGGGAUUGUUGAAGUUUCACCUAUGAUUUCUCUGAAAUUGAGUGUAUCCAUUCAAUUUACAGAUAUUCGAAGUUCGCUAUUGGCUAUGCGGUCUAUGAAACAGAGGAAUUCCACUCUUAGAUCCAAGUAUUCACACUGGUCUUUGCAAUAUGGGAAAGAUCCAGCCCAACGGCCAUGCUAUGCUGUGUGA
Molecule: messenger RNA, 990 nt
Organism: Sungouiella intermedia
Lineage: Eukaryota; Fungi; Ascomycota; Pichiomycetes; Serinales; Metschnikowiaceae
Source: the annotation of a GenBank genome assembly